GCAACAGCUGUUUGAUAUUAAUGAAUACAUCUGUUUUUUAAAUUAUUAUUUUUUGUUUAGAAACUUGCAGUGCAGAAGCUGGACAGUCUUGCCUCAGGGAAUAGCCUCUUGUUGCUCUCCUGGACUGCUUAAGUUGAAGGAAGGCUGCCAAAGAAGCAGAAAUGGAUGUGUUCGGUGGUGCACCUCGUUUCUUAGCCUACCCAAGACCUGUGAUGGUACAAAGUGGGGCUGAUGCAGUCCUAAAGUGUCAAAUUGGUGGUGAUCCAAGGCCUGCUGUUAUCUGGGAGCGAAACAAUGAAAAGAUUGACCCACAAGGACGCUACAGGGUCUUUGAGGAUGGCAAUGUUUACAAUCUAAUCAUUUCAGCUGUUACCACCGAGGACAGUGGUCAGUAUAUCUGCAAAGCAAAGAACAGCAUUGGUGAAACAUAUGCAGCUGCCACACUGAAGGUGGAAGGUGAAGCACAAGAGAUGGAGUUUCGGGAAGAAAAUAAGCCUCGAUUUCUCAUCAAACCUCUCUCCACUCGAGUUGGUCGUGGGGAAGAUGCCGUCUUCUCUUGUAAGCUUUGGGGAAGCCCACGUCCAGAGGUUGUCUGGGAAAAGGAUGGUAGAAAACUCAAUGAAAUAUUUGAAAGCACACAUUUCAGUGUGGGCUACCAGGACGGGGGAUGGUUCCAGCUCAAGAUCUUUAAGACUCGUGCUCCUGAUGGUGGCGUAUAUACAUGCAAAGCAAGGAAUGAGUUUGGGGAAGCACUGGCAGGAGCUGUGUUGCUCGUUGAUGCAGGUCCAGGACAUGAGGAAGAAGGAAAUCGUAAUGGCUACACAAAUGGCCACUGGAAAGCCCACCAGGGAAAACAAAGGAGUGGUAGGCAAGUGCCAAACCGCCUUAAAGAUGACACCAUGACCAAGUCAACUAAAGUAAAAAUGUUUGCUGUGACAGAGGGCAAACAUGCCAAAUUUCGCUGCUUUGUGACUGGUAAACCCAAACCAGAAAUCAUUUGGAGGAAAGAUGGCAGGCUUAUACUGUCUGGAAGACGUUACUUGUUAUAUGAGGACAGAGAAGGAUACUUCACACUUAAAGUUCUGUAUUGUAAGCAAAAGGAUAAUGGAGUUUAUGUCUGUGCUGCAUCAAAUACCGCGGGGCAAACCCUCAGUGCUGUACACCUCUCCGUCAAGGGUAAGUCAAGAUCAUUUUCCCUGACUUCAGAGUUUCAGUUAUGAAAAAUGUGAAAAUAAUCAGGUACUGUUUAGACAGCAAAUACAGACACAGUCCCAGCCUGUCUGGGACCUUCUUUUUUCAGUGACUAAAGGAGUGAGUAGGGAGUGGUGUGUUCUUGGCUCAAAUAGCACCAUUUGAUGCUAGGAUGAUGUCAGUGAGAUAAAGUGGUACUCUGAGAUCAUUUACUGGGGUUGGGCCAAAGAAAGAUGGCAAUGUUAAAAUCUGAAGUUUUCCUGUGGUUUAAUAAUAAUAAUAUGCUUCACUAUAGAAAGCUU
Messenger RNA from Acanthochromis polyacanthus (spiny chromis), 1493 nucleotides. Its product is annotated as obscurin-like protein 1. The transcript has a single exon. The record is from RefSeq and is a predicted model, not a curated record. NCBI's taxonomy places the organism in Eukaryota, Metazoa, Chordata, Actinopteri, Pomacentridae. Bases 162 to 1220 code for a protein of 352 amino acids.